CGCCGUAAAAAUAGUGCCUAGCCGAAAAUCCGGCCAGCCGAAAAUCCGGCCCGAUUUUCGUGCCAAGAUCAGCCUGGUCCAAAUUUACGUCUGGAAGUUCUGUUUAUUUUCAACUUUGCGUUAUUUUUCUUCAGUUAUGGAACUACGGGUUUUGUCGAAUACAUCGCCAGCAUUUGUUGUCUUAUUUUGUUUGUUAGUUUGCAUGAUCUUUCCAAAUGCAUUGCCCUCAGACUCAGAGAAAGACACAUCAGCAAAAAAGACAGCAGACGACGAUGAACAUGAUGAACAUGAUGAACAUGAAAACAAAAUGAACUUGAAGUUUCAAGAGAAGCCGAUGCGUGCUUUCACUGAUGAAGACCUGUCAGUCUAUGAUGGAUCUUUUGAAGGUAGGCCAAUUUACUUGGCUGUGAAAGGUGUUGUCUUUGAUGUAACAUCAGGGAAGGAAUUCUAUGGGAAAGGAGCCACAUACAAUCCUCUGGCGGGCAAGGACUGCACAAGAGCAGUUGCUAAGAUGUCACUGGACCCUCAAGACCUUACUGCAGAUGUUACUGGCCUCUCCAAAGAAGAACUCGACUCGCUGGAUAAAGUCUUCAGGGAGGUGUACAUGGCCAAAUACCCUGUUGUGGGUCAUAUGUCAUUUACAGCUGUGGACAUGGAUGCAGAGCCACUAUACAGGACGGAAUUAUAACGUACACUUCCCAACUGGCUGGUUUCCCAGGGAAGUAGUCGAGUCUAUCACAAGUCCCUGCAAGUGCCUGCAAGUCCAUCAUCUCAACUCCUCCAGUCCCAAUUCAAAUAAGGCAAAAAAAAAUAAUAGUUCUUCUUCAGGUUUCCCUACCUACCCUAUUCUGACAGCCCCUACCCUAAUU
Molecule: messenger RNA, 869 nt
Organism: Patiria miniata (bat star)
Lineage: Eukaryota; Metazoa; Echinodermata; Asteroidea; Valvatida; Asterinidae
Product: neudesin-like
Exons: 4
Coding region: 137-688 (183 amino acids)
Cellular component (GO): membrane; endomembrane system
Source: RefSeq, a predicted model, not a curated record